GGGGAGGGCUGAGCUGCGCUUCAUGCCCUGCGCUGCCCAGACUAGCGAACAAUACAGUCAGGAUGGCUAAAGGUGACCCCAAGAAACCAAAGGGCAAGAUGUCCGCUUAUGCCUUCUUUGUGCAGACGUGCAGAGAAGAACAUAAGAAGAAAAACCCAGAGGUCCCUGUCAAUUUUGCGGAAUUUUCCAAGAAGUGCUCUGAGAGGUGGAAGACGAUGUCCAGGAAAGAGAAAUCUAAAUCUGAUGAAAUGGCAAAGGCAGAUGAAGUGCGCUAUGAUCAGGAAAUGAAGGAUUAUGGACCAGCUAAGGGAGGCAAGAAGAAGAAGGAUCCUAAUGCUCCCAAAAGGCCACCGUCUGGAUUCUCCCUGUUCUGUUCAGAAUUCCACCCCAAGAUCAAAUCCACAAACCCCGGCAUCUCUAUUGGAGACGUGGCAAAAAACCUAGGUGAGAUGUGGAAUAAUUUAAAUGACAGUGAAAAGCAGCCUUACAUCACUAAGGUGGCAAAGCUGAAGGAGAAGUAUGAGAAGGAUGUUGCUGACUGUAAGUCGAAAGGAAAGUUUGAUGGUGCAAAGGGUCCUGCUAAAGUUGCCCGGAAAAAGGUGGAAGAGGAAGAUGAAGAAGAGGAGGAGGAAGAAGAGGAGGAGGAGGAGGAGGAUGAAUAAAGAAACUGUUUAUCUGUCUCCUUGUGAAUACUUAGAGUAGGGGAGCGCCGUAAUUGACACAUCUCUUAUUCGAGAAGUGUCUGUUGCCCUCAUUAGGUUUAAUUACAAAAUUUGAUCACGAUCAUAUUGUAGUCUCUCAAAGUGCUCUAGAAAUUGUCGGUGGUUUACAUGAAGUGGCCACGGGUGUCUGGAGCACCCUGAAACUGUAUCAAAGUUGUAGAUACUUCCAAACAUUUUUAAAAUGAAAAGGCACUCUUCAUGUUCUCCUCACUCUGUGCACUUUGCUGUUGGUGUGACAAGGCAUUUAAAGAUGUUUCUGGCAUUUUUUUUUUUAUUUGUAAGGUGGUGUUAACUAUGGUUAUUGGCUAGAAAUCCUGAGUUUUCAACUGUAUAUAUCUAUAGUUUGUAAAAAGAACCAAACAACCGAGACAAACUCUUGAUGCUCCUUGCUCGGCGUUGAGGAUGUGGGGAAGAUGCCUUUGGAGAAGCUGUAGCUCAGGGCGUGCACUGUGAGGCUGGACCUGUUGACUCUGCAGGGGGCAUCCAUUUAGCUUCAGGUUGUCUUGUUUCUGUAUAUAGUUACAUAGCAUUCUGCUGCCAUUUUAGCUGUGGACAAAGGGGGGUCAGCUGGCAUGAGAAUUUUUUUUUUAAGUGCGGUAGUUUUUAAAUUUUGUUUUUAAACAAACUGUAGAACUCUUCAUUGUCAGCAAAGCAAAGAAUCACUGCAUCAAUGAAAGUUCAAGAACCUCCUAUACUUAAACACGAUUUGCAACGUUCUGUUAUCUUUUUGUAUG
Messenger RNA from Symphalangus syndactylus (siamang), 1456 nucleotides. Its product is annotated as high mobility group protein B3-like. Gene Ontology annotation, molecular function: DNA binding. Gene Ontology annotation, cellular component: nucleus. NCBI's taxonomy places the organism in Eukaryota, Metazoa, Chordata, Mammalia, Primates, Hylobatidae. The record is from RefSeq and is a predicted model, not a curated record.